AUGUCUGAUAAACAAGAAUCCCCAUUGCAUACCGUUGGCUUCGAUGCCAGAUUUCCUAACGUAAACCAGACUAUGCACUGCUGGCAAUCGUACGUGGAUUACCACAAAUGUAUCAACAUGAAGGGCGAAGAGUUUGCUCCAUGCAAGGUCUUUUUCAAGACUUACUCGUCAUUGUGUCCUUUGGACUGGGUGGAAAGAUGGGACGAACAGAGAGAAAAGGGCAAUUUUGCCGGGGACAUUAAGCCAUGA
Molecule: messenger RNA, 249 nt
Organism: Lachancea nothofagi CBS 11611
Lineage: Eukaryota; Fungi; Ascomycota; Saccharomycetes; Saccharomycetales; Saccharomycetaceae
Source: the annotation of a GenBank genome assembly